Cicer arietinum (chickpea) is the source of this 1314-nucleotide messenger RNA. RefSeq lists its product as uncharacterized. The record is from RefSeq and is a predicted model, not a curated record. Gene Ontology annotation, cellular component: cytoplasm. Gene Ontology annotation, molecular function: mRNA binding. Lineage: Eukaryota; Viridiplantae; Streptophyta; Magnoliopsida; Fabales; Fabaceae.
AAAAAAAGAAGUUGGAAAUGGAUGUGCAUGAAGUUAGAAUAAAUUCUCCAUAAUUAUUUUACUCAGUACUUCCUCAUUUAAUGCAAAGACAACAUCAAGCACUGCAUAAGCCUACUACAAGUGAAGGUUUAUUUGUAAAGAGCUAAUGCAAAAGGAUCAAUGGGAUAAAUGUUGAGCUUGUGUUGUUGUUAAACCAUAGGUGGGGUUGAAGGGUUGAUUCCAUUGUAGAUUUUGCAGUCAAUCACAUAACAACUACCCCUCAUAUAGCCUUACUUCCCCUGGAUAUGUUCCUCUCAAUAAUGCAUAGGAAUCACUUAAAGAUGGACAAAAAGACUAUAGAUAGAACAAAACGUGUAAAUAUGCACUAUUUACCCAACUUUCCAACCAUUUCUAAGAAUAACCAGAGAAACAGUAGUAACAAAUUUUUAUCCACAUCUUCAAGCAAUUUCUAGUUUUAGAAUCUUAAGUGAAAACCAUCAGCAGAUUACUAAGGAACGAAAAGAGACAUUAAUGUCCCCCACAACAGGUCUUUCAAUCAGUAUAUAAAGCCUCAUAACACAAGUAUCAAACUCACCAUCUUGAUUUACAAGCCAUUCUUAAACUACUAUAGCAAUAUCAGACCAUUUCUGUGUGAUUCUUCUCUUAUUCAUAAUUCUUCUUCAAAGGAAAAUGAGCUGGUCUGGAGGAGAUUGGAUGUGUGGUGCUUGCGAGCACAUAAAUUUCAAGAAGAGGGAAGCAUGCCAAAAUUGUGGAUACCCCAAGUAUGGAGGACCUGAUCCAUCAACCUAUAGAUAUAGCAGGACGGAAGCGUUGGCAGGGGACUGGUUUUGCACCGCUAUGAACUGCGGAGCUCACAACUACGCCAGCCGAUCGAACUGCUAUAGAUGUGGUGCAUUUAAAGAUGAUUAUUCUUCUGGAUAUGGCGGGACCAUGACAAGUUCUGGAGGAUAUGGAUCUGAUUGCAGUUCUCCCCCAGGAUGGAAACUUGGAGACUGGAUUUGCCCUAGAACUGGCUGUGGAGUGCAUAAUUAUGCUAGCAGGACAGAAUGCUUCAAAUGCAAAAUGCCUAGGGAUUUUGGUGAGAAAAGUGGUGCAGACUGAAAGUAAAAAGAAUUUCAGAGGACUUGCAAUAUCACCUAUUUAGCUUUCCCUAUGUCAAGCUCUAGAUAAAUCAUGGAUGAAUGCCUUCUGUUGGAAAAUCGUAGCAAUGUUUUUUUCAUUAGGAAGAAUAUCCUGCUGUUAUUGUUUCUUGCCUGAUGUACUAACAAGAAGGUUAUGAAAUCCACGUAUUAAUUUCCGUCUUCAUUACUGAGA